This is a messenger RNA of Paramacrobiotus metropolitanus, 2363 nucleotides long. Its product is annotated as heterogeneous nuclear ribonucleoprotein H-like. Lineage: Eukaryota; Metazoa; Tardigrada; Eutardigrada; Parachela; Macrobiotidae. Bases 257 to 2077 code for a protein of 606 amino acids. Gene Ontology annotation, biological process: regulation of RNA splicing. Gene Ontology annotation, cellular component: nucleoplasm; ribonucleoprotein complex. The record is from RefSeq and is a predicted model, not a curated record. The transcript is spliced from 10 exons. Gene Ontology annotation, molecular function: RNA binding.
ACGGGCAAAAUUUGGCCCUUUUCCACAUUCGCAUUUUGUUUUUACAAAUACAGGCUUACUGCUUACAGCGGGAAUUUUCAUGUACCAUAGCUUUUCUCUAUCCAGAAUUGUAUCAUUCGAUCUUUGCCAUCUUCGCAUUUAAUUAUUAAAGGGUUGAAUACCCUAGCACCACACUGAUCUUGCGGUUAUCCAGUAGCGUUUGUCUGUAGGAAGCGCAAGUGGUUCACGCAAGGAUCGGUUGCGCAGUAGCGGUUUAAUGAGGAAAAUGAUUCAUGUGCCGAUGGAUGACGAGCCGCGAUGGCACGGCAAUGCCAGCCAGCCAAUAAUGCCCAUACAAUCCAAUUACCGUGGUGACAGUGUGCGCGAACCACUACUGCAGCAUCACGGUGCCGUGCACCAUCAAUCCGCGAACUCCAGCUCGCAGGGCUUCUGCGUUAGAGUUCGUGGGAUACCGUUUCAGGAGUCGGAAUACACCGUCAUGAAAUGGUUCAAUGAUCGGGGCGUCCGUAUUCGUAAUGGGGUUCUGGGUGUGCAUUUUCUCUACAACGACAAACGGCAGUGGUCCGGCGAUGCGUACAUCCAGUUGGAAAACGAAAAGGAUGUCGAAGCGGCGCUGUCGCACAAUGAGGGGCAAAUGAAUCAUCGCUACUUGGAAAUUUUCCGCACUGGUGCGGAUGAAAUGGAUUCAGCGUUGAAACGUUCUCCUUUUUAUCGUUUGCCCAAUGACUAUGCCGUGAGACUUCGCGGCCUAGAAUACAGGGUUACGAAACAGGAUAUUCGAGACUUUUUCCAAGGGCUGGAUAUUGCUUCGGGUUUGGACGGGAUAUACAUUGUUGAAAAUCAAGAAGGGCGGCCAACGGGGGAGGCUUAUGUGAUGUUUGAAAAUAAAACAGCCGUUGAACAGGCUGCUCAGAAGCAUAAAGAAAAGCUGGGUCAAAGGUACGUAGAAAUCUUUUUGGCCAGCUCAUCACAGAUUCGGGAUGCGCGGGAAUUCUAUCCGGAUGAACGGGAUCCACCGGGUCGGGGAUAUCGCGGCUACAGCGAGGACCGGUAUUCCGGACCACCGCCUGGCCCCCCGCAGCGCCGUGGGCAAAGCCAUUUCGGCGGUGGCCAUGCCGUGCCGCAACAAUCCGGUUGGUUUGAUGAAGAGUAUCGCAAUGAAGAUCGCGGAUACCGGCAGGAGGGUAAUGGGCACCAGAAUUAUGACCAAUAUAAUGCUGGUAGUGAUUAUCGGCUGUAUAUGCGGGGACUGCCUUGGGUUUGCACGGAACGAGAUAUUGAGCAGUUUUUUUCUCCGAUCCGGUGUGGCAACAUAACCAAAAAUAUGUCAUCGUCAAACGUUUUCGACGGUUCAGCUUGGGUGGAAUUCGAAAACGAAAAUGACUUUGAAGCUGCACGGAAGAAGCACAAAACCAAUAUGGGCCAUCGUUACAUUGAACUCUUCACGGAAGAAGAAGUGGACGCCAAACGCCUGCGCACCAACCGCGAUCGCGAACGAAAUCGCGCCCCACCACCGCCGCCAGCCCGACGGACGCAUAGUCCCUCACCACGACGGGGUGGACGGGGCGGAGGGGGUGGCGGCCGCGGGGGUCGUGGUGGGGGAGGCGGAACUGGAGGACAGCGGCGGGAUGAUGGAAAUCGGCGCGACAUGGACCGCCGUCCACCGAAUGCACGCCAAGAGAUUCGGCCUCAAGGCAAUCAACGCGGUCAGCCAACGUUCACCUACGUACCCACGACGGGAGGUAUGAAUACUCGGCCAGCGGGACGACCAGAGGUCGGCUAUGGAUCGGAUUCCCCGCAGCAGAUCCCGGUGUCCUACGGGAACUUUGGCUCACCCAUGGGGCAGAUGGGUGGGAAUAGUUUCCCCAAUAAUAACGCGAUGGGGAUGAUGUCCUUAGCGUCGGCAAACGCUUUCGAAGCCGGUGGCAGGUUCGCAGGGGAUAUGACGCCUUUCACUGACCAAAUGUUCCAGCAAAACCUCAAACCGCUGGGUUCCGCAUCUCACAAUCAGGGAUAUAACAGCCUGCUUCCUCCACCACAUGGCCAUAUGCCGUUCGCUGCAGUGACAUAUCCUUAGCGACGUGAAAUUUUCCUGGAUCUAUUAACGUCCUUGGGUCAUCUUUGUUUGGUUUGGGCGGGCUGUUUUGUAGUUUUGGGUGGAAUAGUAUAGUGUUUUUGACAUGGAUUGUAUUCAGUUCAAGGUUUUAUUGUUUUUUUCGCACAUAUUAUUAUUAUUACUGACUUCAUGGUUAUUUACAAUACACGAUCAAAUUUCAGCAGAAAUUCAUUUUCAUAGAAACUGAACAACGUCGCUGCUUGUCUUUUUCUAUGGAUAACGGAAAUAUGAACCGAAACACCACUGG